CAUUCCGCAAUUUAUGAAGCGGAAGUAGCAUGCUUGAUGGCGUCUUUGUUACUGUUAGUAAACAUGUUGGUGUUGUGGGAUGUUUAAUGAACAAAAUCAGUAGUUAACACGAUUGAAACUAGUUUGGAGAAUACUUAUUGGUGUAGAUCCUAUGUCAGAUACAAAGAAAUACGAUGAACCAGAAGACGGUCGAGCAACGCGUCGGGGAUGUGGUCGCAGAAAUCUUGAGGAAUCAGGCCAUGGAGGAGGCUUUUUGCCCAGUUAUCAACCACAGCGAUCCAAUUGUAGCGUACAAUAAACAACAGAACGUCAACAAAGUGAAAAGUCUUUGGAGUUCUUUAUCAGAGGAAUCCAAGGAGAAUGUUGACCUGGCAUUGCGAACAUAUGUGCGUAGUAUAUACAAACAGCAGAAUGCUGCGAGGGUUGGAAUACUCUGUGACAUCCUAGAAGCUCUUGUUGAAAUUAGUGCUCUUCCAGCUAAAAAUGUCUGCGAUGCCCUCCUUUCUCAUGAAGAUCUGAAUGUGAAACAUCCAAUCCACUGGAAUGCAACCUUCAAAACCAUUCGUCGUGUCAUAGGUGGAGUUGACUACAAGGGCGUUCGAGAUAUGCUGAAGAUAUUUCUUGAGAAGAGCAUGGAAAUUGGCAGCACAGAAAGUAUCAGUGUGCUUCCACAGUUACAAAUCAUCACACAAACAAUCUCCUAUGUGAUAGAUCGUAAUGCUUGUCUCAUGCCUGCCUACUUUGCAGUGUAUGAGCUUUUGAAAGUGUGUCCUAAUGCUCGGCUGUGGCCACAUUGGCUUGGCAGGACUUUGUCAGGACUAGUUGACAGCUUUCGUCCAGCAGCCCAGAUGGUGUCAAUAGCUGGUCGAAGUCGGUUGCUACCAGUGGUAGGCCACUCCAUGGCCAUCAGCAAUGUGUGGCGUCUAAAUUCUCAGACCCUCAGGUUUCAACUGAAUGGUCCUCUGCCAUAUGACCAGGAACUUUUAGAGCCACAAACUGGACUUCUUCGAUAUGUGCUGGAACAAACAUACUCAAGAGAGCUUGUGUGCACAAUGCUAGGAUUAAACAAACAGGCAAAAGUACGCUGUGAGGCCCUGGAAGCUCAGCUGGUAGACCUGGUCAUCUCAGCACUAGAAAGAUGCGAAGAGGAACCUGAUCCAGCAACUGUUGCAGCUACUAGCAGCAAUCUUGAUGAGGCAGAUCCUAGUCAACUGCACUGGCAGCACCUGUCCAGCCAGCUCAUCUUCUUUGUUCUUUUUCAGUUUGCUUCUUUUUCACAUAUGGUGUUGGCUCUUUAUGAGAAGCUUAAGGGAAAGCAGCUACGUAAAGGUCGUGAUCAUUUAAUGUGGGUUCUUCUGCAGUUCAUAUCAGGCAGCAUUCAGAAAAAUCCAAUCUCUGACUUCCUGCCUGUGCUGAAGCUGUAUGACCUACUGUACGCCGACACGGAGGUGAUCCCAAUGCCAGACAUUACUCGUGCCUCAGCAACACAUGCUUUAGCCUCUACAUGCAUCUGGAUUCAUCUCAACAAGAAGGCAGAGAAUGACAAGUUGUCGAGACCCAUACCAUUUGGCCUGAGAGAGCAUCUGGACUUUCUGAAGCAGACUUUGAAUAUGAAAUACAUGCCUAGUAAUGACUACAAGAUUGCACUCUUGUGUAAUGCAUACAGUACAGAUACAGAAUACUUUGCACGACCAAUGGGUCACCUGAUCGACAGCAUCUAUGGCAACCAAAAGAGUACAACUUUGCUUCCUGGCAACAUUGUGGCAUCUGCUCCUACACAGCCCUUGUCCAUGAAUUUAUUGGAUUCCCUGACUGUGCAUGCUAAGAUGAGCCUGAUUCACAGUAUUGUUACAAGAGUAAUAAAACUUGCCAAGUCAAAAACUACAACAGCCCUAGCACCAGCACUGGUAGAGACGUACAGCCGAUUGCUUGUUUAUAUGGAAAUAGAGUCACUUGGCAUCAAAGGAUUUAUCAGCCAGCUUUUGCCCACUGUGGUAGAGCACCAGGCCCUAGGCAUUCUACACACUCUGCUGGAAAUGUUUAGCUAUCGACUGCAUCAUACUCAGAUCCAUUAUCGGGUACAAUUGCUCAGUCAUCUACACACUUUGGCCACCAUUCAGCAGUCCAAUCAGAACCAGCUCCAUCUGUGCGUGGAGAGCACAGCCUUGCGACUUAUAACCAGCCUUGGAAGCGCAGAAGUCCAGCCCCAGUUGUCACGUAUUGCCAGUGAAUCUAAAAGUCAGUCCAUCUUGGCAGGCGAAUCUGAGGAGCUCAACAAGGCCUUGGUGCUGACGCUGGCACGUGCUAUGGAAAUCACAGGUGCUGACAGUUUCUCUACAGCCUGGUGCAAAGACAUCUUGCUGUCCAUUCUGCAAAUGACACCCAUGGGAUGGGCAUCAACUACUCUGCAGUACUUUCCCUCCAGUCUGGCUGAAUUCUUCCGUGAACACCCAGUAAUGCCUGAAAACAAACAGCAGCUUAAGGCCACUGUUGAUGCUGAAUAUGCAAAGUGGAAAACCAUGACCAAUGAAAAUGACAUCAUCGCUCACUUCUCUAUGCAAGGGAUCCCACCUCUGUUCUUAAGCAUCAUCUGGAAAAACAUUUUGGAAGAAAACCGAAUCCCAGCCACAGCUUUUAAGGUUCUGGAUCGUCUGGGCCCAAGGGCAUUAACAAGCCACCUCCGUAAGUUUUGUGAUUUCCUGGUGUAUGAACUAUCCACAGGCACCUCUCAGCAUUUCACUAGACUUCUGGAGGCUGUGAACGACAUGAUGUGGAAGUACAAUAUCUUCACCAUAGAUCGCUUCAUUCUGUGCAUGGCUUUGAGAAACCUGGAGGAUACAGAGGCACGAGUGUGCUUCAUCAUCUUGCAGUUUCUGGUCACACGAAAUGAAUUCAAGAAUCGUGUCAUCGACUUUGUUCGAGAGAAUUCUCCUGAGCAUUGGCGCCAGAACAACUGGCAUGAGAAGCAUAUUGCAUUCCACAAGGCAUAUCCAGAGAAGUUCUAUUAUGAGGGCAUACAACAAGAUCUCAGCAGUCCUAUUCAGCAUCAGCAUCUACCUGUUUAUUUUGGGAAUGUCUGUCUUCGUUUUAUUCCUGUGUUUGAUGUGAUGAUCCAUAGGUUUUUGGAGACACCUACAGUCCAGAAGGUGUUUGACAUGGUGCUGGAGCACAUCGGCUGUCUUUAUAAGUUCCAUGAUCACCCAAUCACAUACCUAUACAACACACUUUUCUACUAUGAGAAGAGACUCAGUGGGGCACCACUUCUCAAGCGGCGUCUGGUUAAUGCUGUUAUUGGUGCAUUUAAAGACAUUCGUCCCAGCAACUGGUGUCUGUCAGAGAAGUACCAGGGUUACCUGUCACAGCCUGCUGAUGACUCUUCAUGGAAACCUGACCAUGAGUACUAUGUUCACAUGGUGUCCCGCCUUGUCAACACUAUAAGCGGAGAGAAUCCACCACCUUUUCCACACCGUGACUGGCGUUUCAAUGAGUUUCCCAAUGCUGCGGCACAUGCCUUGUAUGCUACAUGCGUGGAGCUGAUGGCUCUGCCUAUGCCUGGACAAGUAGUUGGCUCAGCACUGCUGGAUGUUGCUCUCAAGAGCUGCUCACAGCUUCCUCAUGAGAAACUGAUGGAUUGGAUGAAUGCAAUAGGCCUCAUCCUGACUGCUCUGCCGGAAUCUUACUGGGUGAUGCUGAACGAACGCAUUAUGGCUGCCAUGCAGAACCCCUGCCUAACUGCCCCUCCACCUGGGCUGAACCCCUUUCAGCUUUUUGGCUUCAAUACAUGCCAUUCCAUGCUGGCAGAAACAGACAUCUCCCAUGUGCUGGGCCUUUGUCAUGCUGUUUGGCACCAUGCGGGUAUUGGGCAGCUUAGUCACCUGCCACAGUUUGUUCGUGAGCAGCUGAGACCUGUAAUCAGAACCGAAGAGCAGUUUUUGUACCUGUGUCACCUGAUUGGACCUUUCCUGCAGAGGUUCCACCUCGAACGCACACGAUGUCUCAUGGAGCUGACAGUGGAGCUGUACGAGAUGAUGGUGAACGUGGACAAGCACUCAGAUCACAUGCGAUUUAUUGACCCCAUCAGUGACUUUCUAUAUCACAUCAAGUACAUGUUCGUGGGAGAUGGUGUCAAAAAUGAGGUGGAGAAACUCAUCUGUCAUCUCCGUCCUUCUCUCAAGCUGCGGCUGCGCUUUAUCUCCCACAUUAAUGUUGAAGAACUGACUCCACCAGCUACAGCUUGAAGUGUUGAUAAUACAUCUGGCUUGUUCGUGCAAUCACUGCCUGGGGCAGUAACUUUACCUUCUGACAAAAGACAUGCUGGAUUCCACCUCUCAACUUUGUUAUGAAGGUUGUGUCUAACAGCAUCAGGUGUACUUCCUGUUAUUGUUUUGCAUCCUUUUUUUCAGCUGUAAUGGCUGAAGGAACCAGAAAAUUGUUGUGGGCCAGCUAGUUGAAUAGUUGCCUUUUAAUAUGGAUUAACACACCUGUUCGCUGUUCUCAAGCAGCUUGGCUUGCAUUUGUAUAUUUUAAUUGUCAUGGCAGUCAUGUUUUUUACCAUAACCAUCCAUUUACUUGCUCGUAUCAAGCAUAUACAUUUUCCCAAUGACUGCGAUUGCAUAAAUUUUGUGCGCCACCAGGAGAAGUGCAAGAGGAUUCCAGUGAUGUUCUUGGAUGUGCAUCACCAACCAUUGCAUAUUGUGUCCCUCCCAAGUGAAUAUUGUCAUUUUGUUGUUUUCUGUGAUUCUGCUCAUGAAGAAUAAAGUUCAAGAAAUCCUUGGCAAGGAGACAAGUUUCUUUGGAUGUUUCUCAGCAUUGAGAGGUGUUGCAUAAGACUUGUUUUUCAUGUGUAGAAAGCACUUUACUUUAUUGAGAAGUUAAAGUUGUUAACAGAACUGCAGAGUGCCCUUGAUGACUAUUUGAUGUCAUAUUAUAUUCAUUUUGCUUCCUCAGAACAAACACCUGAACUAGACUUGGUGGACUGUUUACAGCUAAGUUCAGUGAGACAAAACAAAGACCUUUCAAACACAUGCCAUAAGAGCAAGCCAGCUUUAAUAUCACCACAUAAGUGUGAUUAUUGACCUCUUUGUCAAAAAUCUUGGUGUUUAAAGCCCUGUCUUGGGAACCAAAUUAUUUAUGCAGACUUGACGCUAAGUAAACCUAGUCAUUAAAUAAUUUAGGGUUAGAAUCAUGAGUUUAUUUAGAAGUUGUUCAUUUUACAAAAUGCAUUCAUGGAACAAAAAUUGUGGCAUUGGGACUGCAUGUUGUCUGCCUGUCCUUUUUUAUGCAGUGCCAGUUGACUUAAUCAAAAAUAUUACUUUUUAUGCUUACAUGAAAAACGAAAUGCCAGGCCAAUACUCAGGUUACAUCAGUUAAUAUGAUUGUACGUAGGCUUUCUACAUGGGUUUGAUGACUAUAUUUUUUAUUACAUGCACAUGAACUUUCUUGUGUGGAUGUUUAUCUAAGCAUAUAUUUCAGAAUAUUGACAUGUAAAAAAUGAUAAUUCAACCAUGAUGCUUACAUUUUGUAAUAAAGUGUUUAUAAUUGUUGUAUGAUAUUUUUAAAAAUGUGCAGUGCAACCAUUCAGAUUACCAAGGAGCUGUCAGGAGUAAAAGUUUUCCUUAGGACACAG
Molecule: messenger RNA, 5626 nt
Organism: Pomacea canaliculata
Lineage: Eukaryota; Metazoa; Mollusca; Gastropoda; Architaenioglossa; Ampullariidae
Product: mediator of RNA polymerase II transcription subunit 23-like
Exons: 32
Coding region: 174-4238 (1354 amino acids)
Biological process (GO): positive regulation of gene expression; regulation of transcription by RNA polymerase II
Cellular component (GO): transcription regulator complex; mediator complex
Source: RefSeq, a predicted model, not a curated record